CCCGACUGUGUUCACUCUGUUACAAUUGAUUCGCCCAAGAGCAAAGUUUUGUACGGGGAGUCUGAUCGCGCGUAAGGAAUUAUAAUUGUUUCCAGUUUUUUUUUUUAAAAGCAGAGGCAAGAACAGAAGUCUCUCGGCCCUAGCAACCGGGGGCCACCGCGGCGCUCACUCACCAUGCCAGCCGUAUUAAUCCGCACCAUCAAGAUCGUAACUCGCACGAUACAGGCCCGUCAAACAGUCCAUUCAUUCCCGCCGUUCCAUGAUCAUCCGGACGAUGACGACGACGACGACCUCGACGUCGACAAGGACGACAUCUUCCCCUUCGACCGGGACGAGCUGCACGACGGCGACGAGCACCUCUCGGAGGGCACCGUCGCCGCCAUCGUCGUCUCGUUAGUCGUCUUCUUCAUCGUCGUCGGCGGCCUGCUCGCCUACCUGCGCCACCGCCGACGACGGAAGGGCAAGGAGACCGAGGUUGCCAUGAAGGAGGCGAGCGCGGCGUCCGCCACGGCGGCCGCAUCCGCCUCUGUUGCGGCGCCGCCGGGUGCCCUAGACCCGCCGCCGCCGUACGACGAGGUCCACGGCGACUCGGCGCCCCAGCCGGUGGGGGAGCUCCCCGCCUCGGAGCCUCGGAGCGCUGCCAAUCUUGGCGUGGGGGCGGCAGCCGUGGGGUUGGCUAGGCGGGAGGAGGAGGAGGAGGAGGGGGGAGGGGAGGGCGAGGACGAGGACGACGCGGAUGCGAUCGGAUCGCAUGCCACCAUCACGGACGGGCUAGCCCCAGGGAGGCACGCCGAUGCGGGUCGUCCGGGAGAGGGAGGUAGUACGGCGGUGGUGAUGCCGGGAAAGGAUCCCGAGGUGAAGAUGAAAGAGGUAACAGGGAAGAGUUGAUGGGGAAGAGGGGUUGCUGGCUUUGGGGGGGUGUGAGCAAAGAGGAUUAUUCAUGACUAAUUAAAAACCAAAAAAAAAAAAAAAAAAAAAAAAAACGGGACAAUUAAUAGAAACUAAUUAGACGGGCUGUAGGGGGCCAUGAAGAAAUGGGU
Thermothelomyces thermophilus ATCC 42464 is the source of this 1040-nucleotide messenger RNA. RefSeq lists its product as uncharacterized. The transcript has a single exon. Bases 175 to 888 code for a protein of 237 amino acids. The record is from RefSeq and is a predicted model, not a curated record. Lineage: Eukaryota; Fungi; Ascomycota; Sordariomycetes; Sordariales; Chaetomiaceae.